This is a messenger RNA of Juglans regia (Persian walnut), 4454 nucleotides long. RefSeq lists its product as uncharacterized. The record is from RefSeq and is a predicted model, not a curated record. Bases 95 to 4204 code for a protein of 1369 amino acids. Lineage: Eukaryota; Viridiplantae; Streptophyta; Magnoliopsida; Fagales; Juglandaceae. Gene Ontology annotation, biological process: carbohydrate metabolic process. The transcript is spliced from 42 exons. Gene Ontology annotation, molecular function: aldehyde-lyase activity; zinc ion binding; NAD binding.
AAUGAAUCAUAGCAUCAGUCGUAUCAAAAAGAAAUUAGAACACGUACGGUAGCAAAUUGCUGCCAAAGCACAGAGUCGUCUUCUCAAUCUUGCAAUGGCGUCGAAAGGAGUCGUUGGCUUCCUUGGCUUGGACGAACUAAGCCUCGACUUGGCUGCCUCGCUCCUCCGCUCUGGCUACGCUGUUCAAGCAUUCGAGGUAUAUGAGCCUUUGAUAAGUGACUUUUUGAAGCUUGGGGGAAGUAGGUGUGCUAGUGCAGUGGAGGCAGGGAGAGGUGUUGCAGCUUUGAUUGUGUUGAUAUCUCGUGCAGAGAAUUUGAAUGAUGUAAUAUUUGGGUUGCACAGGGAUGUUGUCGUUAUACUCCGCUCUACAUUAUUACCAUCAGAUAUUCAGAACCUGGAAAAGCGUCUCACAGAUGAUUGUGCGACAGCCUAUCUUGUGGAUGCAUAUGUCUCCAGAGGAAAGUCUGAGCUGUUAGAUGGAAAAGUCAUGAUUACUUCAUCAGGAAGGUCAGACGCCAUUGCAAGGGCUCAGCCUUUUCUCUCUGCAAUGUGUGAAAAGCUUUACAUUUUUGAGAGUGAAGUUGGUGCUGGAAGUAAAAUUAAUAUGGUCAAUGAUCUGCUUGAGGGCAUUCAUCUUGUUGCUUCUCUGGAGGCUAUUUCUCUUGGUGUCAAAGCUGGUAUCCAUCCCUGGAUUGUCUAUGAUAUCAUUUCUAAUGCAGCUGGGAAUUCAUGGGUGUUCAAAAAUCAUGUUCCCCCAUUGUUACGUGGUCAUACCAAACGUCAUGUUCUGAAUACUUUUAUUCAAAAGUUGGGGGUUAUUUUGGAUGUGGCCAAAUCGCAUACUUUUCCUCUUCCUCUUUUGGCAGUUGCUCAUCAACAACUUAAUCUUGGACGUUCACAUGUUUGCGGAGAUGAUGACAAUGCCACACUUGUCAAGGCUUGGGAAGAAGUCCUUGGAGUGAGAAUUGCAGAUGCAGCAAAUGCAGAAAUUUACAGUCCUGAGCAACUGGCACACCAAAAUACUGGCAAAUCUAGUGCUGUGAACAGAAUUGGAUUCAUUGGUCUUGGAGCGAUGGGAUUUGGCAUGGCAACUCAUCUGCUGAGAUCAAAAUUUUGCGUCAUUGGUUUUGAUGUAUAUAAACCAACAUUAACUCGAUUUGCAGAAGCUGGUGGCUUGGUUGGCAACUCUCCUGCAGAAGUUUCUCAAGAUGUUGAUGUGCUUGUAGUUAUGGUCACAAAUGAAGCUCAAGCUGAGAGUGUUUUAUAUGGAGAGUUUGGAGCAGUUUCAGCCCUUCCCUCUGGAGCAUCAAUUAUCAUUUCAUCCACCGUUUCUCUUGGAUUUGUGAGCCAACUAGAGCAACGUUUGCUAAAUGAAGGCAAGGGUUUGAAAUUGGUGGAUGCUCCUGUUUCUGGUGGUGUUAAGAGGGCCUCUACAGGAACACUUACGAUAAUGGCUUCUGGUACAGAUGAAGCUCUUAAGAGUACUGGUUUAGUUCUUGCAGCAUUGAGUGAGAAGCUUUAUAUUAUCAAAGGAGGUUGUGGAGCUGGAAGUGGUGUAAAGAUGGUUAAUCAACUGCUUGCUGGAGUUCAUAUAGCCUCAGGAGCUGAGGCAAUGGCAUUUGGAGCUCGAUUGGGUCUUAAUACAAGACUGUUGUUUGAUGUCAUCACAAAUAGUGGGGGAACAUCCUGGAUGUUUGAAAAUCGUGUUCCGCAUAUGCUGGAUGGUGAUUAUACACCAUACUCUGCACUUGACAUCUUUGUGAAAGACCUGGGCAUUGUUUCUCGUGAAUGUUCCUCCCUUAAAGUUUCCCUUCACGUUGCCACUGUCGCACAUCAACUGUUCCUGUCAGGUUCUGCUGCAGGCUGGGGCCGCCAAGAUGAUGCUGGUGUUGUAAAGGUUUAUGAGACGCUCACAGGUGUAACUGUCGAAGGAAAGCCUCCUGUUCUUAAGAAAGAAGUUCUCUUGAAAUCUCUUCCAGCUGAAUGGCCACUAGAUCCCAUUGAUGACAUACAAAAGCUGAAUCAGAACAAUUCUAAGACUCUGGUUGUUCUAGAUGAUGAUCCAACUGGCACACAAACUGUUCAUGAUAUUGAGGUUCUAACAGAAUGGACUGUUGAGUCACUUGUAGCCCAGUUCAGAAAAAAUCCCAAGUGUUUUUUCAUUUUGACCAACUCUAGGUCACUAAGUUCUGAAAAGGCCAGUGCAUUGAUUAAAGAUAUCUGCAGAAACAUACAUACUGCAGCUAAUUCAGCUGAGAACAAUGGUUAUACAGUAGUUUUGAGAGGUGAUUCAACUUUACGUGGUCAUUUUCCAGAGGAAGCUGAUGCCGCUGUUUCGGUAUUGGGUGAGAUGGAUGCUUGGAUCAUUUGCCCUUUUUUUCUUCAAGGAGGGCGUUACACUAUUGAAGAUAUACACUACGUUGCAGAUUCUGAUAAACUUAUCCCUGCUGGGGACACUGAGUUUGCUAAAGAUGCUGCUUUUGGCUACAAAUCUUCAAACCUACGUGAGUGGGUGGAAGAGAAGACAGGAGGCCGCAUACCAGCCAGCGGUGUAAUGUCUAUUUCUAUACAACUUUUAAGGAAAGGUGGACCAGAGGCUGUUUUUGAGCAUCUUUCCAGUCUGCCAAAGGGGUCGACAUGUAUAGUUAAUGCAGCUAGUGAAAGAGACAUGGCUGUAUUUGCAGCUGGAAUGAUCAAGGCAGAAUUGAAGGGAAUGCGUUUCCUAUGUCGUACUGCUGCUAGUUUUGUUUCUACUCGUGUUGGAAUUAUUCCAAAAGCUCCAAUUUUGCCAAAGGAUCUAGGAAUAAACAAAGAAAGGAACGGUGGUCUCAUAGUUGUGGGGUCAUAUGUUCCUAAAACAACUAAACAGGUUGAAGAGCUUAGAUUACAAUGUGGCGAGAUCCUGAAAACCAUUGAGGUUUCUGUUGAUAAGCUUGCAAUGAGAUCAGUUGAGGAGAGGAAAGAGGAGAUCAGCAGAGCAGCCGAACUGGCAGAUUGUUUUCUUAGGGCUCGUGAGGAUACUCUAAUAUUGACCAGUCGGGAGCUCAUCACUGGAAAAACUCCUUCCGAGAGUUUGGAGAUCAACUUCAAAGUGAGCUCUGCUCUGGUUGAAAUUGUUAGGCAGAUCACUACAAAACCUCGUUACAUUCUUGCAAAGGGUGGAAUCACUUCAUCAGAUCUUGCUACAAAAGCGCUUGAAGCAAAAUGUGCCAAGAUAGUUGGACAAGCACUGCCGGGUGUUCCUUUGUGGCAGUUGGGUCCUGAAAGUAGACAUCCAGGAGUUCCAUACAUUGUUUUCCCUGGUAAUGUUGGUGACAGUAAAGCACUGGCAGAAGUCGUGAAAUCAUGGGCUCGUCCAGUGAGACUUCCAUCAACAAAAGAGCUUCUUUCUAAAGCGGAAAAGGGGGGAUAUGCUGUUGGAGCGUUCAAUGUUUACAAUUUGGAAGGAGUUGAGGCAGUUGUUGCUGCUGCUGACGAAGAACAAAGUCCUGCCAUUUUACAGAUUCAUCCCGGUGCCUUCAAGCAAGGAGGAAUUCCUUUGGUUGCUUGCUGUGUCUCUGCUGCUAGGCAAGCCAGUGUUCCCAUUACUGUUCACUUUGAUCACGGAACUUCAAAGCAAGAUCUUGUGGAAGCCCUUGAAUUGGGAUUUGAUUCAGCUAUGGCAGAUGGUUCACAUCUUUCAUUCAAGGACAACGUAUUAUACACUAGGUUCAUAUCAUUAUUGGCUCACUCAAAAGGUAUGCUGGUAGAAGCUGAACUGGGGAGAUUGUCAGGAACAGAGGAUGACUUGACUGUUGAAGAUUAUGAAGCCAGACUGACUGAUGUUCAUCAGGCUCAAGAAUUCAUUGAUGAGACUGGCAUAGAUGCUUUGGCAGUAUGUAUUGGAAAUGUCCAUGGAAAAUACCCUGCAAGUGGCCCACAUCUCAGACUUGACUUGCUUGAGGAUUUGCACGCUUUGUGCUUGAAGAAGGGAGUUUUCCUGGUGCUCCAUGGAGCUUCUGGCUUACCCAAGGAACUCAUCAAGGGUUGUAUAGAGAGGGGGGUCACAAAGUUCAAUGUGAACACUGAAGUUCGGAAAGCUUACAUGGAUUCACUCAACACCCCAAGUAAAGAUCUGGUCAAUGUUAUGGCAUCUGCAAAGGAAGCCAUGAAAGCUGUGGUUGCAGAGAAGAUGCGUCUAUUUGGUUCAUCAGGCAAAGCAUGAUGGUAACCAUCUAUUACUUAAUUACUUGGUUAUUUAUUUCUUUUGUUCUUCCUGAAUUUUAUUUUUUGGCCAUGAAGAAGUUGUUUUGUCAUCCUUUUCGGAACAUGGGUAUUUUGCUCCUACGAAGACGCGAUCAAGCGUCCCAUUAUUUUAUUAUCGACGUGGUGAUAUUAUCUUUAUGUAAACUGAUGUGGCAAACUUCGACAUCAGCAGUGUGAUUGGUAUGUCAAUAAAGAGGUUUACAAAUAAA